Messenger RNA from Aegilops tauschii subsp. strangulata, 1050 nucleotides. Lineage: Eukaryota; Viridiplantae; Streptophyta; Magnoliopsida; Poales; Poaceae. The record is from RefSeq and is a predicted model, not a curated record.
AUGGCGCGCUCGAGGGGCGGCGGUGAUGAGAGGAGGUGGAGGAAGCAACUGCGGCACGCGAGGAUAGGCCGGGGAAGCGCCGUCGGAUCUCCGGAGCAAAUGGGGAGGUGCGGGCGGGCGGUGGCACCAACGUCUGGAUCGGUUGAUGGAAAUGCUCUGAAUAGGUUCGUGGAGGCGUUGGAACGGAUCGGGUACAGAGACGGCCAGAACCUCUUCGGCGCUCCGUACGACCUCCGGUACGCAGCCCCCGUGCUGGGGCUGCCGAGCAGGGAGUUCUCUAUGUUCUGCGGGAACCUCACGGCGCUCGUGGAGCACGCGAGUAGCAAGAACAGGGGCAAGCCGGUCGUCCUCGUGUCGCACAGCCAAUGCGGCCAGUUCGCGCUCGAGUUCCUCAGCCGGAGCCCCCCGGCGUGGCGCCGGAGGCUCGUCAAGCACUUCUUCAUGGCCUCCACGGGCACCGGCGGGAUCGUGGGGCUCGCCUCCAAGGACGGCGGCGACGUCAUGUCGACGAGGCGCGUCAGGAGGAGCUUCGCGUCUGCGUUCGAUGCGCUGCCGUCGCCCACGGUCUUCGGCGACGAGACGCCUCUGGUCGUCACGCGGGCCAGGGACUACACCGCGCGCGACAUGCCGGAGUUCCUCUCGGCGAUCGGGCUGCCGGAGUCCGCCGUGGGCCUGUACCUGUCGCGGGCGCUGCCGGUGGCGCUCAACCUGAGAGCGCCGCUGGUGCCCAUGACGUGCAUCAACGGCGUCGGCGUGGCGACCCUGGAGAAGCUGGUGUACUGGGACAGCGAACUCGACAAGGAUCCCGAGGUGGUGUACGGCGACGGCGACGGGGCGGUCAAUCUGGCCGGCAUACUUGCGCUCGACACGGUCAUCGGUCAUGAUCCGGCGCAGCGUGGAUGCUACAGAUCUAUCAAGAUGGCCAACACGACCCACGCCGGCGUCGUCUCGGACGGUCUCGCCGUUGACCGUUUGAUCGAUGAGAUUCAUGAAGCAAAUCGCGCCACCGAGACUUGUGUGCUAGCUACUUCUGGCCACUCUACAAUAUGA